Nannospalax galili (Upper Galilee mountains blind mole rat) is the source of this 3604-nucleotide messenger RNA. It is a transcript of the gene Wdr3, whose product is annotated as WD repeat domain 3. Gene Ontology annotation, cellular component: Pwp2p-containing subcomplex of 90S preribosome; small-subunit processome. Gene Ontology annotation, biological process: maturation of SSU-rRNA. The record is from RefSeq and is a predicted model, not a curated record. The coding region runs from base 11 to 3016 and encodes 1001 amino acids. NCBI's taxonomy places the organism in Eukaryota, Metazoa, Chordata, Mammalia, Rodentia, Spalacidae. Gene Ontology annotation, molecular function: protein binding; snoRNA binding. The transcript has 27 exons.
GGGCGGGUCCAUGGGUGGUGCUGUCGGUGGGAACCUCGUGGAGGCCGAGGUGAGUCCUGGGGGCCCUCGGCCAUUGUCGGGAGCGAUUCCUCGUGCUGUGGCGCUGGGGGCGAGGAGUUGGCUGAGGCCUUCGUGCUGUGGGCAACUCGGAGGCAGAGAUUACCUCACCUGCGGGUUCAGACAUUGUAACAUGGGACUCACCAAACAGUACCUACGCUAUGUAGCUAGUGCUGUCUUUGGCUUGAUUGGUAGUCAAAAAGGCAACAUUGUUUUUGUGACACUUCGUGGUGAGAAAGGCCGCUACGUAGCAGUGCCCGCCUGUGAACAUGUUUUCAUCUGGGACUUAAGGAAAGGUGAGAAGAUCCUUAUCCUUCAGGGGCUUAAACAAGAAGUCACUUGCUUGUGUCCCUCCCCAGAUGGGCUGCAUUUAGCUGUUGGUUAUGAGGAUGGGUCUAUCCGAAUCUUUAGCCUCCUCAGUGGAGAGGGAAACAUAACCUUCAAUGGACACAAAGUAGCUGUCACCAGCUUGAAGUAUGAUCAGCUGGGAGGCAGACUGGCUUCUGGCUCCAAGGAUACUGAUGUUAUUGUUUGGGAUGUGAUCAAUGAAAGUGGCCUCUACCGUUUAAAGGGGCACAAGGAUGCUGUCACACAAGCACUGUUCCUACGAGAAAAGAAUCUUCUAGUUACAAGUGGGAAGGAUACUAUGGUAAAAUGGUGGGAUCUUGAUAACCAGCACUGCUUCAAAACAAUGGUUGGCCACCGAACUGAGGUGUGGGGCUUGGUUCUGGUAUCAGAAGAAAAGCGACUAAUCACUGGGGCUGCAGACAGUGAACUGAGGGCGUGGGACCUAACCUAUCUACAAGAGAUUGAUGACCUAGAAGAACCAGACCCCAAGAAAAUCAAAGUAUCUCCUGGAAUACAGGACACACCUGAAGCAGAGGAUGGCAGCCUUGAGGUGGAUGAAACACCAGAGGAUCGCAUCCUUUCAUGCAGAAAAGCUGGUUCCAUAAUGCGGGAAGGAAGGGACAGAGUUGUGAACCUUGCCAUGGACAAGACGGGCAGGAUUCUUGCUUGCCACGGACCUGAUUCUGUGUUAGAAAUAUUUUGUAUCCUUUCCAAAGAGGAAGUUCAGAAGAAAAUGGAUAAGAAGCUGAAGAAAGCUAGAAAGAAAGCAAAAUUAAAUUCUUCCAAAGAGGAGGAAGACCUUGAAGUUAGUGUUGCAAUGUCUCUACAAGAUGAAAUCCAACGGGUGGCUAAUAUCAAAACUUCUGCCAAGAUCAAAUCCUUUGACCUGAUUUAUUCACCCCAUGGAGAGUUAAAGGUGGUCUUUCUGCUGCAGAACAACCUGGUGGAAUUAUAUUCACUCAAUGCAUCCUUGCACACCCCUCAGCCUGUGAGGAUUAGCAGGAUCACCCUUGGAGGCCAUCGCAGUGAUGUGCGGACUUUGUCCUUCAGCUCAGAUAAUAUUGCUGUGCUCUCAGCAGCAGCGGAUUCCAUAAAGAUAUGGAACAGGUCUACCCUGCAGUGUAUUCGCACGAUGACCUGUGAAUAUGCACUCUGUUCCUUCUUCGUUCCUGGUGAUAGGCAGGUGGUCAUAGGAACAAAGACAGGAAAACUACAACUUUAUGACUUGGCCUCAGGAAAUUUGCUGGAGACGAUAGAUGCCCAUGAUGGAGCUUUGUGGUCCAUGUCUCUUUCUCCAGAUCAGCGAGGCUUUGUGACAGGUGGUGCUGAUAAAUCUGUCAAGUUCUGGGAUUUUGAAUUGGUGAAAGAUAAGAAUAGUGCCCAGAAGAGACUUUCUGUGAAGCAGACCCGAACCUUACAACUAGAUGAGGAUGUCCUGUGUGUCAGUUACUCUCCCAAUCAAAAGCUGUUGGCUGUGUCUUUGCUGGACUGCACUGUGAAAAUUUUCUAUGUCGACACUUUAAAGUUUUUUCUCUCACUGUAUGGACACAAACUACCUGUUAUAUGUAUGGACAUCUCACAUGAUGGCGCACUGAUAGCAACUGGCUCUGCUGAUAGAAAUGUGAAAAUCUGGGGAUUGGACUUUGGGGACUGCCACAAGUCUCUCUUUGCACAUGAUGACAGUGUGAUGUACCUACGGUUUGUUCCUAAGUCUCACCUCUUCUUUACUGCUGGGAAGGACCGUAAGAUCAAGCAGUGGGAUGCAGACAGAUUUGAGCACAUACAAACCCUUGAGGGGCACCACCAGGAAGUAUGGUGUUUGGCCAUCAGCCCCAGCGGAGACUACAUUGUAUCAUCAUCCCAUGACAAAUCCCUCAGACUCUGGGAGAGAACGAGGGAGCCUCUUAUUCUGGAGGAAGAAAGGGAGAUGCAAAGGGAAGCUGAGUAUGAGGAGAGUGUGGCUAAAGAAGACCAACCUACAGUUCCAGGGGAGACUCAAGGUGACAGUUACUUCACUGGAAAGAAAACCAUUGAAACAGUCAAAGCAGCAGAGAGGAUCAUGGAGGCCAUUGAGCUCUACCGAGAGGAAACUGCAAAAAUGAAAGAGCACAGAGCCAUUUGUAAAGCUGCAGGGAAAGAGGUCCUUCUUCCCAUCAACCCCAUCCUGAUGGCUUAUGGCAAUAUUUCACCUUCAGCUUAUGUGUUAGAAAUUUUUAAAGGGAUCAAGUCAAGUGAACUGGAAGAGUCUCUGCUUGUGCUGCCUUUCUCUUACAUCCCGGACAUCCUUACGCUCUUCAGUGAAUUCAUCCAGAGGGGCUCUGAUGUUGAGCUGCUGUGUCGGUGCCUCUUUUUUCUCCUCAGGAUUCACUUUGGCCAGAUCACCAGCAACCAGAUGCUUGUGCCAGUAAUAGAAAAAUUAAAGGAAACAACUAUUUCAAAAGUCAGACAAGUCCAAGAUGUGAUUGGCUUCAACAUGGCAGGUCUCAAUUAUCUCAAGAGGGAAUGCGAAGCAAAAAGUGAAGUUAUGUUCUUUGCUGAUGCUACCAGCCAGUUGGAAGAGAAGAGGAGGAAGCGGAAAAACAGGAAGAAGAUGAUUCUGACAUUGACGUAGAACCCAACUUUCCCUCCUUCUUAAGUGAACUUGUAAACUAAGGUGCAGUGGAGUUGGCAUCAGCUUAAAAAUGAGAAAGGAAGUCAUGUAGAAGAGCCUGGAAGAGCUCUGAGCUUUGGCUGAAGAUAUCCAACAUGGUCUGUGAUCUGGUUCGAUCUCCUGGACUUGACCGCAUGAUUAGUUUAAGAACCUUUGUACACUCUUUAGGGUUGGGCCCUGUGGUAGUUGUUCCCUUUACAUUCUAUCAAGGAGCAAAGAAAAAAAAAUUUUAUUAGGUAUUUGGUUCAUUAGAGUUGAAAUCACCAUUUGAAGGCUUUUUAUAUUUAUGACAGGUGGUAGGUAUUUUUGUGUGUGUGUGUGUUAGAUUUUACCUUUUUCUUUUUUAAAGAUAAUCAUGUGUGUAACUGAGUGUCCUAUGCCUGUAAAUGAAGUAUCAUGGACUUUUGGAGCUAAAAAGGAUUAUGAAAUAUCUAGAGCAGUCUCUUUAACCCUCCUGCAGGUUGUUAGAUCUGUAUAUAAGAUCUUAAUUGCUGUUUGUACUUUUUGGAAUAACAUGGCGCUUUCUUAUUAAAGAACACUUAAGAUGUC